AACAAAGUAAACUUGCACCCUUAACACAAAAACAACAUUGUGUCAAAAGUUGAAAGUUUUUGGAUAUAAAAGUGUUUAUAUAUCAUUGACUUGAUCUUUAGGAGGCGUCUUGCAUUGUCUUGUGCGAGUUUGUAUGCACUCUCCCUUAUUAUGACCGAAAAGUAUAAAAUCCUGGAAUGCAUUGGUCAUGGAAGCUUUGGCAGGAUUUACAAGGUUCAGAGGCUUUCUGACGGCGUACUGCUAGCUCAAAAGGAAAUUCCUUUCGGAAAUAUAAGUAGACAAGAGAAGCAGCACAUUGCAGAUGAAGUGAAUAUUCUUCGACAUCUAAAACAUCCUAAUAUCGUUCAAUACUGUGGCGAGGAAAUCAACAGACUUACUCAAGUGAUUAAUAUUUAUAUGGAAUACUGCGAUCGUGGUGAUUUGGCAAAACACAUUGAGAUUCAUAAGGAAGAGAAAACGAGAUUUCCAGAGCAUCAAGUACUCCGGUUCUUUACGCAACUUUUACUCGCCUUGUACAGAUGUCAUUAUGGUAGAGAUGCUCCCGUUACGGAGAACCAGUGGAUGAACGAAAGCCACAUUCCUAACCAGUAUGUCUUGCAUCGAGAUAUCAAACCUGCCAAUGUGUUCCUUGAUGAAGACAAUUCGGUGAAGUUGGGAGACUUUGGACUAUCGAAAUUACUAGACAAUACUCGUAUGUUCACACAGAGCUACGUAGGAACCCCGUAUUAUAUGUCUCCGGAGAUUAUUCGAAAUAAUCCUUACAGUGCGAAAUCGGACAUAUGGGCACUUGGAUGCGUUAUGUUUGAAGUGUGUAUGCUUAGCCACCCAUUUGAAGGAAGAUCGUAUUUAGAAUUACAAAAGAAUAUUUGUCAAGGAAAUCUUUCCCAUUGGGAUGGUUAUUAUAGUAAUGAUCUAUAUCAACUAAUUCGGCACUGUUUGGAAAUUGACUGUGACGUACGUCCUACGACGUUUCAACUUUUGUGUUCUCCAGUGUUAAUGGACAUUAGAAAGCAGCUGGAAACGGAACGUUUGAUGAAGGAUCAGUUCAGGGUUCUUCGAAAGAAGCAGCAGUCAUUGAACCAACGAGAAAACGAGAUUGCGCUUCGAGAGCAACAACUGGCGAUGCGUGAAAAUGAGCUUGGAAACUAUGUAGCAGCGAAUUUAGCACAACAAGAAGAGGCACUGCGUCGUGAUAUGGAGAAACAAUUACGAGAAGUGGAUAAUCGUUACCAAAGAUAUGUACAGCAAAUGAUUGGAUCUAUGCAGCAAAUGCAGAUAUCGAAUCCACAGAUGUAUGGUGCAGCAGAAGGGGGCAAUAUGUCUACGAUGGAGAUGGUUAUGGACACAGCUAUUGAAACAACGGGGAUCCAAGAACCCAAAUUAAGUUUAAGCCAUGUAACAUCUACAGAAAUAGUACCUUUUGUUCAACCGAAAAAAGCAAUGGCAUCGGAACGGGAAGUACCUAGCUUGAAGAAGAAAGAGAUGUCGUCACGGGCGCUGCACACGACGGCUACGCUUAUGAAGCAUGCAUACAAACCGCAAAGUCCAAUUGAGAAAAAGUCUGCCUCGCUUCAUGAUCGACAUGACGUUAACCAUGUGGUAGAUUCGAUGGCGAAACUAUUGGAUAGUUCUUUGCAAUGCAAGAACGAAUCUGAAGAAAAGACGAAUGAUGACCUGCAUGAGAUUUUACGAAUGCGACGAAAAACAAGUAAAGGGAUUUUUGAGAAUGAGCAGCCAGAGACGGCAAUUCUUCCUGGUGCACUUCCAGAAGAUGGAUAUAAGGAAGGGAAGCAGAGAACGAAGCAUGAUUCGUUAGAUUCUCGAUACAUUGAAAAAUUGGAGAAAUUGCAUUUACGAUACCCGACGACGAGCAGUGGCCGACAACCAUCGAAACUUGCGAGAACACAGCAAGGUAAGAUGGGAUACUUGAUGAAGGCGGAAUCAAUGGUGGACGAGGAUAGGAAGAAAGAAAGACGUGGAAAGGAAGAUGGAGAAGGGUUAGAAGAGCCGAUAUCUAGUGGAGAAGAUUAUACGCAACAGAUGCCGAAGAAGCUACAAUUACUAGAAGGACAGAAACGGUCACCGGUGAAGCAAUUGGCACGGUUGAAUACAAACAAGCUACGACGUUCAGGUAUGGAUCGACCUACGUAUGGAUGGGGAGAAGAAGAUAUGUCUGGGCAAUUAUUGAAAAAGACAUGGAAUUCCCGGAUGAUGCAAGCUUGAAGAGGAAAAAGAGAAAGAGGAAAGAUUUCCUUUUUUAUUUAUUUUUUUUCCUUUUUUUUUAUAAAAAAAAAGGAAAAAAAAAAAAAUCUUUAAUUUAUACGUCUACUAAUACCUUUUGUUUUUUAUGAUUAUUAUUAUUCUUAUUAAUUGUGGACUAUUUGCGUUUGUUAAUUUUUAUUUUUUGAGAGACAAACCAGACGAUGGAAAUGUUUUGCUGGACGAAACAAGCAAGGGUCUGUGAUUUGGAAAUAAUGAAUGAGUUGUAAUUUUAAAUGGAAAGAAAAAAAAAAAAAAAAAAAAAAAAGAGAGAGAGAGAGAGAAAGAAAGAGAAAUGAAUAAAAUAAAAUAAAAUAAAUAUUGAAAGGAAUAACGAAUGAAUUGUAGAAAGAAAAGAAAACAAACAGGAAUGACAGGUAAAGGAAG
This is a messenger RNA of Schizosaccharomyces octosporus yFS286, 2646 nucleotides long. Its product is annotated as NEK/NEK2 protein kinase Fin1. NCBI's taxonomy places the organism in Eukaryota, Fungi, Ascomycota, Schizosaccharomycetes, Schizosaccharomycetales, Schizosaccharomycetaceae. Gene Ontology annotation, molecular function: protein kinase activity; ATP binding. The transcript has a single exon. Gene Ontology annotation, biological process: protein phosphorylation. Bases 151 to 2223 code for a protein of 690 amino acids. The record is from RefSeq and is a predicted model, not a curated record.